AUGGCUAUUAUCUCAUUACUGAAGGGAAAUUUGAAAUCUAUACUACCAAUUUUAUUUCUAAUAAUUUAUACAAUUAUUGGUGCAUUUAUUUUUAUGGUACUCGAAGGACCGAAUGAAAUCAACGAAUUAAAAUUAUUAAUUAACGAACGUGAAAAUUUAAUAGAGGAUACAGCGUUUAAGCUUUAUAAAAUCCGCGGUGGAAAUCCUUCACGAAUUUAUAAUCGUACGAUUAGAGCUCUCAAAAUUUUCAGCCAACAACUUGGAGUCACCGAAUUGAAUAUCAAUAAUACAAAAUGGACCUUAUUGGGGUCGAUUUAUUAUUCAGUCACAGUAUACACAACGAUUGGCAAACUGAAACAGGGAUAUGGCGAUAUUUAUCCGAUUACCUGGUCCGGAAGAUUAGUGACUAUAAUUUAUGCAUUUAUCGGUAUACCAUUGGCUUUGGUAUCACUUUAUUCACUUGGAAAGCUUUUCGCUGUAAUUUGCAUAUUUUUUUGGAAAGUUUUAGUUCAAUCAUUAGUGAAAACUUCACGAUUUGUUUCGAAAGAUAUUGAAAAGCAGGUAAAAAAGCUCGAUGUAGAAGAUCAAGAAUCAGAUAAUGUUGAUGAUGGCGAAUAUUUGCUGAAUUUCCCCAUAAGUGUUUUGAUUGCCUUAACCAUUGCUUGGGUACUAUUUUGUGCUUGGGUAUUUCUCGCUCUGGAAGGCUGGAAUUAUGGGACUUCAUUAUAUUUUACUCUAAUAUCACUCACUACCAUUGGAUUUGGAGAUGUUUUGCCUUCUCAAAGCGAAAUAUGGGCUACUGGACUUUGUGUUCUCGUUGGUUUAUCACUUGUUUCAACCGUAUUAUCCAUGGUUCAGCAGCAAAUUGAAGCACUCACCAAGGUAAAAGAAUAA
This is a messenger RNA of Dracunculus medinensis (Guinea worm), 894 nucleotides long. NCBI's taxonomy places the organism in Eukaryota, Metazoa, Nematoda, Chromadorea, Rhabditida, Dracunculidae. The record is from the annotation of a GenBank genome assembly.